AUGUCCAACUCCGAUUGCCUUCCCGACUACCCGCUCAACUCAGAUUUAGUGAGGAGAUUAAAGUCCGCCCUGGCCGCCAGCGAUGAGGAGAGAGUGAGGGACUUGCUCUGCACUGAAGUUGGGCAGGUGGACGCCGUGAUCGAACUGGCCAAUGACGACUGGAUGAAAGACCCGUCGGCUCAGCUGCCCCCCGGGGUUCUCCUAGGGGACCUGGACCGCCUUGAGGCCCUCAUGGACCAGUUCUUCCAGGAUGCCAACGUGGUGUUUGAGAUCAAGAAGGACGAGAUGGAGUGGCAGGUGAAAUCCUCAGCCACGUUUGGCCCGUCAGGCCUUUGGACCCUGGAGUACAAGCGGGAGCUCACCACGCCCCUGUGCAUCGCCGCGGCCCGAGGCCACACGGCUUGCGUGAGCCACCUGAUCGCCCGCGGCGCCCACCCCGACGCCAGCCCCGGCGGCCGCGGCGCCCUGCACGAGGCCUGCCUGGGGGGCCACACGGCCUGCGUCCAGCUGCUGCUGCGGCACCGCGCCGACCCCGACCUGCUCAGCGCCGAGGGCCUGGCGCCCCUGCACCUCUGCCGCACGGCCGCCUCGCUCGGGUGCGCGCAGGCGCUGCUGGAGCACGGCGCCUCGGUGCACGGCGCGAGCGGCGCGGGCGGGGACACGCCGCUGCACGUGGCGGCGCAGCGGGGCCUGGACGAGCACGUGCGCCUCUACCUGAGCCGCGGGGCGCGCGUGGACGCGAGGAACGGCCGCGGCGAGACGGCCCUGAGCGCGGCGUGCGGCGCGGUGCGGCGGCCGGACGAGCACGCGCGCUGCCUGCGCCUGUGCACGCUGCUGCUCCGGCGGGGCGCGGCGGUGGACGCGCGCGACGAGGACGAGCGCAGCCCGCUGCACAAGGCCUGCGGCCACGCGCGCCACGACCUGGCGCGCCUCCUGCUGCGGCACGGCGCCGACGCGGGCGCGCUCGACUACGGCGGCGCCUCCCCGCUGGCCCGCGCGCUCCAGACGGCCGCCUGCGCGCCCCAGGCCGCGCCGCAGCGCACCGUGCAGGCGCUGCUCAACCACGGCUCGCCCACCGUGUGGCCCGACGCCUUCCCCAAGGUGCUGAAGACCUGUGCACCAGCCCCCGCCGUCAUCGAGGUGCUCUUCAACUCCUACCCUCAGCUCCGCGUGUCGGAGUCCUGGAAGGAGGUGAUUCCCGAAGAAGUGUUUCAGAUGCACCAGCCUUUCUACAAGUCUUUCUUUGCCUUGGCCCACACCCCACGCUGUCUGCAGCAUCUCUGCCGCUGUGCCAUACGGAAAUUAUUUGGCAAAAAGUGCUUUUACCUCAUACCCCUGCUACCAUUGCCGAAGUCCCUGCAAAAUUAUCUCCUUUUGGAGCCGGAGGGUGUUUUGCACUGA
This is a messenger RNA of Diceros bicornis minor, 1401 nucleotides long. It is a transcript of the gene ASB18, whose product is annotated as ankyrin repeat and SOCS box containing 18. Bases 1 to 1401 code for a protein of 466 amino acids. NCBI's taxonomy places the organism in Eukaryota, Metazoa, Chordata, Mammalia, Perissodactyla, Rhinocerotidae. The record is from RefSeq and is a predicted model, not a curated record. The transcript is spliced from 7 exons. Gene Ontology annotation, molecular function: protein binding. Gene Ontology annotation, biological process: intracellular signal transduction.